This is a messenger RNA of Sphaeramia orbicularis (orbiculate cardinalfish), 820 nucleotides long. RefSeq names its product lecithin retinol acyltransferase. The record is from RefSeq and is a predicted model, not a curated record. Gene Ontology annotation, molecular function: phosphatidylcholine-retinol O-acyltransferase activity. NCBI's taxonomy places the organism in Eukaryota, Metazoa, Chordata, Actinopteri, Kurtiformes, Apogonidae. Gene Ontology annotation, cellular component: rough endoplasmic reticulum. Bases 6 to 647 code for a protein of 213 amino acids. Gene Ontology annotation, biological process: vitamin A metabolic process; retinol metabolic process. The transcript has 2 exons.
CCACCAUGUUCCUUUACCAGCUUUUCAACUUCUUCUUCGCCGCCUCCCAAAAAGAGGAGAAAUCUAAGUAUGACCUGUCCCUUUACAAGCGUGGUGACCUGUUGGAGGUCCCCAGGACGUUAUUCACCCAUUUUGGUAUUUACUUAGGUGACAAUCGGGUGGCACAUCUUAUCCCGGACAUCCUGCCUGUGAUUACAAAGAACAAAUCCAAAAUUGCCAAGAUGGUGACCAAUAAUCGGCUGCUGUUAGGGGUAAUCACUAAGGUGGCCAGCGUCAGAGUGGACUCAGUGGCAGAUUUUGCCUAUGGCUCAGAUAUUUUAAUCAACCACAUGGACAAAGUGUGUAGCCAGCCGCCUCUGGACGGGGAUGAGGUGGCACGAAGGGCAGAGAAACUCCUGGGGAAGGUCACCUACAGCCUGCUGUGGUACAACUGUGAACACUAUGUCAUGUACUGCAGAUACGGUAUGGCCAUCAGCUACCAGACCUACCAGUUCUGCACAACGGUACGGAAGAUAGUGUGCAGCAGGAUGUGUGCCUAUUUAACUGCCCUGUGUGGAACAGGAAUCAUGGUGUAUCUGGGCUGUGUGAUGCCUUGGACUGUGUCACUCACCGUGCUCAUCUCCUUCACCAUCUGGAUGGCAGCGUAAUGACCUCUGUCUGCUGAGAAAAACAAAGACUCUAAUUUAACACACCGCUGGAAGCUGCAAUGACCUCCUGUGCUUUAGCUGCUGAAUGUGACUAAAAGCAAUGGGACACAUAUAUAACAUGUUGUGAAUAUUUUGUAUUUACUUAAGUUUUACAUUUCUUUGCAUUUAUAAAA